Polypterus senegalus (gray bichir) is the source of this 1189-nucleotide messenger RNA. RefSeq names its product C-factor-like. NCBI's taxonomy places the organism in Eukaryota, Metazoa, Chordata, Cladistia, Polypteriformes, Polypteridae. Bases 371 to 1135 code for a protein of 254 amino acids. The transcript is spliced from 6 exons. The record is from RefSeq and is a predicted model, not a curated record.
UGCGGUUUUAUUUCACUUUAUUAAUGCACUUUUUUGUCGAUGAAUUCAUUUGGCGAACUGAACGCGACGAUUCAAAUCAGCUCGACGGCCCGAAUAUCCACCCACAGUUCGGCGCGCCCUCCCUUCGCGUUAUUUGCAUUGCGCCGUCGCCCAAUGCCAGGUCGCACUCUCGGAGACCAUCCCCGAAAGGGACUGGCGGCUGAAGUUCUUUGAAUCUUGGCACCCGUCUGUGAGCACCAAACCGUAAAAGCUGUCAUACCCUCCUCUCGUGAAGGCGGAGAUAUCGGCCAGAGUCUAGGUUGUUAGCCCCGAGUUUGAGUUCAGUCUCGUCCAGCGCUCACCUCCGAGAACUUGUCGCUCCUCCGCUAACAUGAGUGGUCUUCACAAGUGCGGCAGCAUGAUGAUCACCGGCGGCAGUCGGGGCAUCGGCUUGCACUUGGUGGAGACGCUGAUGAAGAGCAGCUCGAGGCCGCGGAUGGUGAUCGCCACCGCCCGGGACCGCAGCCGAGCCAAGGAACUAAACAGAUUGGCAGAGAGCCACCCUGAUCUCCACAUUGUGACCCUUGAUGUCACAAACAAGGACGACAUUGAAGCAGCUUUCAAGGAAGUGGAGUCCCUCGUUGGAGACAAAGGCCUCAACUGCCUGGUGAACAAUGCCGGGAUAUUACUUAGAUCAACUCUGAAUGAGGUCACAGCUGAAGAAAUGAUGAAGAAUUUCGAGGUGAACGCAGUGUCUCCCUUAAUGGUCACCAAGGCUUUCUUGCCAUUAUUGAGGAAAGCUGCAAAGCAGGGAACAGGAAUGGGGAUUCACAGGGCAGCCAUAGUCAACGUGUCUUCUGUCUUGGGAUCAAUCCAACUAAGCUGGGGAGAAAACACACAAGUGAAAUGGUACCCAUACCACGUUUCAAAGACGGCUUUGAAUAUGGUGACCAGAUGUCUGUCCUCUGAUCUCUUGGAUGAUGGCAUUCUGUGUAUGUCCCUGAGUCCAGGAUGGGUAAAGACCGACAUGGGUGGACCUCAAGCCGUCCUAACCAAAGAAGAGAGCAUCAAUGGCAUCCUUAAAGUGAUCUCCAACUUGUCAGAAAAGGACAACGGUGGAUUCCUGAGUCACACUGGAGAAACUCUGCCCUGGUGAAGAGACGUAAUGAGAGCUCAUAAUAAAAAGGACACUGUGCUUUGUCACCUGUCA